Molecule: messenger RNA, 1842 nt
Organism: Cuscuta epithymum
Lineage: Eukaryota; Viridiplantae; Streptophyta; Magnoliopsida; Solanales; Convolvulaceae
Source: the annotation of a GenBank genome assembly
AAGACAUUUCAUCAAUCAUCAUCCUCUAGUUUUUGUUCAAGUUUCAUAAAUUCCCUAUCUCCCGCCGGCCAAGUCGAAAGCUUUACUUUGAAAAGAAAGCUCUCUGUUAAUUUUCUUGUUUUCCUCAGUCAUUGAUAAUGGCGAUUCGAACCAAAACCAUCAAGCACCCGUCCUUCAUUGCUUUAAACCCAUCUUUCUUCUCCAAUCUGCUCACCAGUUUCCCCUUCCAUUCGCUGCAAUUCACUCCCAAGAAGCUCUCAGCGACUAAUUCAUCUUCAAGAAGAUCCCACUACCUCUCCAUGAUCUUCGUCUUCUUCCUGAUCUCCUCCACUUUCUUUUCCAUUUGCUUCCUCACUUUCGCUACCCUAUGGCGUAACUCCCUCCCCUGCUCUGCCAUUCCUUCUUACGCUACUGUUCUGUUCCCCGAUCAGAGCCACCUGUCCAUGUCCGCGGACGCAAUGGAUCCACUCCCUCCUAAACGGGUGGUGGCCGGAAACAUCUCCGACGAGGAGAGGGAGUUCUGGCGCCAGCCAGAUGAUGAAGGGUUUCGUCCCUGCCUGCAUUUCAGCCCCCAGUACCGGAAAGCGUCGGCGGCGAUUUCAAAUGAGAAGAGGAGGUUCUUGGUGGUGGUGGUUUCCGGCGGACUGAACCAGCAGCGGAAUGAAAUCGUGGAUGCGGUUGUCAUCGCCCGGAUUCUUGAAGCCGCCCUGGUCGUCCCUGUUCUUCAAGUCAACCGCAUCUGGAGGGACGAAAGUGAAUUCUCAGAGAUUUUUGACGUGGAACAUUUCAAGAACGUCUUGAAAUCUGACGUCCGAGUUGUUUCUUCAUUGCCAUCCUCACAUUUGGUUUCCAGGCAAAGGGUUGAAACUCGGAUUCCAUUUCAUGUUUCUCCUCUCUGGUUACGCGCCAAAUUCUUCAAACAGCUGAAUGAAGAAGGACUGCUAAUACUGAAAGGCCUAGAUUCGAGGCUCUCGAAGAAUCUUCCGCCGGAUCUCCAGAAGCUUCGCUGCAAGGUUGCAUUCCACGCGCUGAGAUUCGCCGCCCCGAUUCACGACCUCAGCCACCGGUUCGCGAGGAGGAUGUGGAUAGAAGGGCCGUACAUCGCCGUCCACCUCCGGCUGGAAAAGGACGUGUGGAUGAGGAGCGGCUGCGCCACCGGCUUGGGCGAACAGCUCGACGGAAUCAUCCGCAGAGAACGGGAAUCCCACCCGGAUCUCCAGACGAGAAAGAUGAAAAACGUCACAAACGCCGUCAGGAGAGCCGCCGGGAUGUGUCCGUUGAACGCCGGGGAGAUUGCGAGGCUGCUCAAGGCGUUGGGUGCGCCGCGGGACGCGAGGGUUUACGUCGCCGGCGGAGAGCCGUUUGGUGGGCCCCGGGCGCUGGAUGGGUUGAGGGAAGAGUUCCCGAACCUGAUGAGUAAGCACGGGUUGGCUCGGGAAGGAGAGCUGGCGCCUUACGUGGACAAAGCUUCGGUUUUUGCUGCUAUUGACUACGUCGUUUCACUUAGCAGUGACGUUCUGGUCACUUCCCAUGGCGGGAACAUGGGCCGAGCUCUUGAGGGACAUCGGGCAUACAUAGGACAUAGAAAGUAUAUAAAGCCGAACAAGAGAAUGAUGUUCCCAGUCCUGGAUGAUCCCUUCAUCUCAGAAGAAGAGUUCAGUCAUGUCAUGAAGAAACUGCACAAGAAAUGUCAAGGGCAGCCAGAGCAGAGAACUAAUAAGGUGGAUCGGGACGUGCUGGCUUAUCCUGUGCCGGAGUGUAUGUGUAAAGAUAUGUAAAUGAAAUAAAUAUCUCUAAACUACAGAGUAAAAAAUUAGUGGUUUUCUUCAGGCAUGAAAAUUU